UAAACGCAACGCCCAACGCCGACGUUUGACGUUUAUUAAAACGUCCCGUUACCGUUCUACGAUACCCGCCCCCCGUUCCGCCCUAGCGAUAGACGUAGACACCCCUGCGCUCCGCUCCGCUUCGCUUCACUAACAUGCCCGUCCAACUACUUCCGGCAUCGGCCGCCGCUUUCGCUCCCCGGGCUUCAUCAGUCAACGUUGUCUUGGGUUCAAAAGUCGAGCCUUGGCUUACACAGACUCUCAAGCGCAUCAACCGAGUCAAGCGUCCUCUCAACUCUGUACCCCAGCAUCAGCGGUGUCUUACCGAGACUCUCUCAUCACCGAACGCCAUCUGGACCUUGACCUCUCUCAUGCUGCCCAAGACCCCCGAGUCAGACUUCAAGCGUGAUGCCAGCAACCCUCUGGUCGAGGCCAUCAUGAACUACGAGCUCGUACAUGUUGAGGCUUACAUUGUCCAUGUCGACAUGGUUCUGCGAAAUGAGGUCGCCUACAAGCUCACCAAGGACACCAUCGAUGCUCUCGUCGAGUACCACAAGGAAAUUCACUGUGUCGAUGCAAAGGCCAACACAUACGACUGGACAGACAAGGAGCAGCAAUGCAAGAAGCUUCACGACGAUUUUGUUCAAGACAUCAACAAGUUUGUCUUCCGCACCCACGUCUCUGCUCUUGAGGGUCUCGAGGAGGAGGGCGCUGGUGAACUCCUCUGCGGCAAGAGCGAGGAGGUCAAGAACUGCAUCAGUGCUCUUAUGAAGCCCCUGCUACCUCCUCCCCCUCCUCGUGUCGUCGAAGUUGUCCGACAACCUACACUGCUCCCUAGCUCUCCUGUCAACAACAUGUGGUCGCAACAUGGUCUCCACGGCAAUCUUGCUGCUGUUGACUCAUGGAGGGUGCUUCCCUCAAGCCCCAGCGUCACAUCAUCGGCCGACUCAAACACAAGUCCUAUCUGGGCACCCAUGACCAUGGAUGAUCUGUCACCUACUCCCGCCUUCACCCAGCCUCACUCUACGGCCGGCUUCUUCUGGAGCUCGCCUCAAGUGACAGCACCCAUCCCCGCCCUCCCUCUUCCUAGUAUGCUCGCCCCUGCUCAAUGUGGCGUCGGCAUGGGCAUGACAGGAAUGGGAGGCAUGGGCGGUUUGGGAGGCUUUGGCUGGGAUCGGUACCAAGAGUAUGCGACCAUCAUGUGACAACCAGGGCCCCAGGACAGCUAUCCAGUGGUGACGACCUCGAGCUAGUAAUACUGCACCAAUCCCUUCCUCGUUUCCCGGAGAAAAGUUGAAGCUCUCAAAUUUCGCAGCGACAUAGAACUAUCAUCCAUCAUGGGCACGGCAUCUCGGCGUUUUAUUGCAUCAGGAACGGUGUUUCGAACCAUUUUUUUUUAUA
This is a messenger RNA of Fusarium oxysporum Fo47, 1380 nucleotides long. RefSeq lists its product as uncharacterized. The coding region runs from base 135 to 1184 and encodes 349 amino acids. The transcript has a single exon. NCBI's taxonomy places the organism in Eukaryota, Fungi, Ascomycota, Sordariomycetes, Hypocreales, Nectriaceae. The record is from RefSeq and is a predicted model, not a curated record.